AUGGAUGACGCUUCGCAAAAAAUAGAGCUGGAUAGGAAUUCUGGGGUAUACAACGAGAUUGUUCAAGAUAGUGAUGAACACCAGGAAAAACCAGUUUCUUCACCUACAUCCAUACAAGUUACUACCAGUACUGUACACGCAGGCCCUUCUUCGGCAAGCAGCAAGGCUUCUCAUUACAGUGCAUCAAAAACACAGGAACAUAAAUCAAAAUCAUCAAGCGCAAAACCGAUGAAAUAUAUGAAAAAGACUAAAGCUGACGAUGAGCAACAGGAAGCGUUUGCAAUAAUGAAAACAAUAUCUCAUAAUAAAAUGGAGAGAGGUGGUUUUCAUAUUUUCGGUGAACUUGUUAGCAAUGAACUUAGAAAUCUAAAAACCGAUUAUGCCGGAAACACAGUAGAGCAUAUGAUUUCUAACAUUUUGUUUGAAGCUAAUAUGGGAAAAUACGACUAUCCACCACAAUAUUCUCAAAGUAGGCCACAAGCAUCGCUACCUGAUGUUCGCUCCUCCGUAUGCACACCCAUUACUUCACCUUCCUUGCAUGGUGCAGAGUCAGAAAGCUCUUUCCCCCCAUCAUACCAGUUGCCUUAUCAAAUACCAUCACUUCCAAAUGCCAUAAAUAUAGAACAGAACGACAAUAGAAUGGAUGGAAAUUUUGAAAACGAUAUUAUUCCGCAAGCAUUGCGGAAUUUAGAUUAA
Messenger RNA from Acanthoscelides obtectus, 696 nucleotides. The record is from the annotation of a GenBank genome assembly. NCBI's taxonomy places the organism in Eukaryota, Metazoa, Arthropoda, Insecta, Coleoptera, Chrysomelidae.